Molecule: messenger RNA, 1272 nt
Organism: Mixia osmundae IAM 14324
Lineage: Eukaryota; Fungi; Basidiomycota; Mixiomycetes; Mixiales; Mixiaceae
Exons: 6
Coding region: 1-1272 (423 amino acids)
Source: RefSeq, a predicted model, not a curated record
AUGACUGUGCUCAGGAAUCUGCCCCGGACAGCCUACAGAGCUCAUUCGCUAUCUCGACUGAGCUCCGUCAGUAAGCUAGCUACGGCCUCGCCUCUCGCACACUACAGCCGCCAUUCGGUCGUAGAUGCACGCACUCGUAGAGAGCAACCGAGAGGAUAUCUCGAGCAUGCGAUACCACUUGCAGGAAACAUGAAGCACUCCGGUCCAUCGCCGCUCAGGAGCAUAGAAGCACACAGACGUCACGCGAGCAGCUCAGUUGCCGGUCAACCGGCGUCCUCUUCCUUCAAAGAAACCGGUCAGAAUGCCAAGCAAGAAGCCUCAAAGGCAGUCAAAGAUGUCACGCAAGCCAUCUCGGGUGCCAAUGCUACAACCUCUCAGCUUCAAGGCGGCGAUCUCUCUGAAGCAGAAUCAUCGCUGAAAUCCGUGGAGAACAUCAUGGAGAAUGUCCCUCGCGAAGCGAUAGUGUGGGGCGCUGCUGGCCUCAUCCCGUACGUAGCCACAUCGCUCACCACGGUCUAUCUGGCGCGUGUAGCGGGUCAAGCCCAAGCUGCAGAGAUGCUCGGUAGAGGCCAAUCGCCCAUGAAUGAAGAGACUGCUCUCGCUCUGCUGCACCAUGUCGAGCACAUCCAAGUCUCAUACGGCGCAAUCAUUCUGUCUUUCUUAGGCGCGCUGCACUGGGGCAUGGAGUUCUCGGCCUUUAACGGACGCAAAGGCAACACAAGAUACGUCAUCGGUAUCGUGCCCGUAGCGGUAGCCUGGUCGACCCUUCUCGUACCCACUCACCAGAUUGCUCUGGCCAUUCAAUGGGCCGCAUUUGUGGGAGUUUGGUGGGCAGAUUGGCGAACAUCUACCUGGGGCUGGACGCCCAAAUGGUAUGCGACUUAUCGAUUCGGGCUGACAGCGAUCGUCGGCUCGGCUAUCCUCGUCAGUCUGGGCGGAGCGAAUUAUUUUGGUCCUGACAAAGGCGGCCCGGGCUCGCUUACUUCGCAACGCCUUGCAGAGAUUCGUCAGAGGGAGUAUCCAGAGCUUGCAAACAGCGAGGACGCGGCAUCUGGUCGAGCCGUGACGAAAAAGAUUGGCGGUGACAUCAACGCGGAGAAGACAAAGAGCGGCGAUGCUUAUGUUCAGUUCACAAACGUGCCUCGACAGAAAGAGAAGGAAGAGGAAGAGCGCAAGAAAGCGGAAGAAGAAGAGAAGAAGAAGCAGGCAGAAGCUGCAAAGGAGAAGAAAGCAGCAGUCGAGAAGAAGAGGAAAGAAGCAGAAGGUCAAUGA